Molecule: messenger RNA, 3967 nt
Organism: Pyrus x bretschneideri (Chinese white pear)
Lineage: Eukaryota; Viridiplantae; Streptophyta; Magnoliopsida; Rosales; Rosaceae
Product: protein SUPPRESSOR OF PHYA-105 1
Exons: 8
Coding region: 327-3332 (1001 amino acids)
Biological process (GO): protein phosphorylation; photomorphogenesis
Molecular function (GO): protein binding; ATP binding; protein kinase activity
Source: RefSeq, a predicted model, not a curated record
AGCUCCAAAUUCAAGUGUAAAAUACACAAAAAUAUAAUUUGAUAUCAUGAUCAUAUUAACUAGAAAGUUUUCAAAUUAUGUUCAACUUGAUAAAAUUUAAUCAAGGUCCUCCUGUUACCGCGCAAAAGACUUUAGAUUAGAGUUUUAUAUAAAUUUUCCACUUUUUGUAGUUUUUAUUUUAAAAAAAAUUAUUUGAGAGAAGUUUUUUAUGCAUCUCUGUUCUGAGCUUGCAGGGGGUUAGCUUGCUGACAUUGUUGAACAGUCUGGAGCUUGAUUCAAUGGCCACUUCACAACAACUUAUUAAUCUCCAUUGAUUGAAGUGAAAGAUGGAUGGUAUUGAGAACUUCGUCGAUAACAUGGCUGCAAAUCGUGUAGCAGUAAGGAAUGAAAAGCUCAAGCCAAAGGAGGUUGAUCCUUUUCACAAUGUAGCACUGGAGGGUCAAAAUCUGCCUGAGUCACCGGUGGUGUCCACAAUGGAGGGCAAGGAUUUGAGUAGAUGUGUAACUUCUUCAUCUGGAUUUGAGCCCCGCUGGUCUGCAAAUGGCAUGAGGCAGGUGGUGGAAGAAUUAAAAUUGAAACGUUAUAGGAAACCAGACUCAGCUUCUAGUCAAGAAUGUUGGCAAGACCCAGAUCCGGCAGUAGCACGAGGUUUCAGAAGUAAGAAUUUUCGUGGAGAUUCUACUUCACUUGGCAAUGAUCAGAAUCUGUUGAGAGUAAGAGGCGAGCUUAGAGAAAUGUCUCCUCGCGUAAGGAGUCUGAAGCCAUUGUCAAGCAAUUACUCUGAGCAGGAGGCGGAUAAACUGUCUGCGUAUUUAAGGGCUGAGGACAGCAAGAUUAUGUCAAACAAUAUGCUUAGUAUUGCCAAGAAGCGACUGAAGACGCAAUCUACAAAUAGCAAUUCUCAGUUACUUGUAAAGGAAAUGUCAAAGGGAAAAACAAUCAGUAAAUUUCCAGAACCUUAUGGUGGUUUUGGUAGUCAGGUUGUAGGCCAGAAUGAUUUAAAGCCCCAUAUUGGUUCUGAGGUAGCUAGUGAUGCAGAGUUGAAAGCAAAUGCCAACAAUGAUCGGCUUUCUUCACAUGUGCAAAAUCAGUCUGGCACAAAAUCUAUCAGUUAUGGGAUCAGCUUGAGGGAGUGGCUUAAACCUGGGAGUCACAAAGUCGAUGUAGCUGAAAGGCUGCUCAUAUUUAGGCAGAUUGUGGAGUUGGUUGAUUUUGCACACUCUCAGGGUGUUCCCUUGCAAGACUUACGACCAUCGCGCUUCAUUUUGUUGCCAUCAAAUGAGAUUAAAUACACAGGUGCAUCAGCCAUCAGAGAACCAAUCAGUAUUGUGAACCGAGAUUUGAUUAACAAAAGGCAAUCCGAGCAGGAUGUAGAUGCAGAUGCUGAACGUAUUUUAGGUGGAACACAGAUAAAAAUGAGUGAAGGUAAUGAGGACGAAUAUUUCAUAGCUGGUCCAAAAAAAAUUGAGUUUGGUGAACUCCAGUUCCGAAUGAAUUCGAGCUACCAAAAUAAAUUGGUUCCAGUACAGCAAGGGUCAACUUCUGUAAUUGUUCAGUUGGAAGAAAAGUGGUAUACCAGUCCGGAGGAGUUCAGUGAGAGAGGUUGCACGCUUUCUUCAAAUGUCUAUGCCCUUGGGGUCCUUCUUUUUGAGUUGUUGUGUCUCUGUGACUCAUGGGAGGUGCAUUCCGCAUUGAUGUGGGAUUUGCACGAUCGGAUUCUGCCACCAAGUUUUCUUUCUCAAAAUCCACUCGGAGCUGGCUUUUGCUUAUGGCUUCUCCAUCCUGAACCUUUGUCUCGUCCAACAACUAGAGAGAUCCUGCAGUCUGAACUGAUGGGUGGAAAACAAGAAUCGGCUUCUUGUGACGAUUUCUCAAAAUCUGCUGAUGAUUUUGAUGCAGAAUCAGAGGUAUUACUUGGUUUUCUCAGCUCAUUAAAAGACAAGAAGCAAGGUCAUGCCUCUAAGUUAGUUGAAGAUAUAAGAUGCUUAGAAGAAGAUAUAAACAAGUUUGGAGGGAGGUCCUUAUCAGGAACAUCCUCAGAUGUUUCCUUAGCACACAAGGAAUUUCAUAGCGACAGAGAACAGGUUUCAGUGUCAAAUAUGAUUGAGACGCAAUUGAUGAAGAAUAUCAACCAGUUAGGGGAUGCUUAUGCUUCCACAAGAUCCCAGAUGAGGCUAAAGAAAACUGCUCCUGUAGCACGCUCUGAUAAGGAGGUGUUAAACAAUCGAUACAGUUGGCUUCAUGUGCGAAAUGGUAGUCAGGAUUCAAGCACCAACCAGAAAUCAGGUGAUCGGCUUGGAGCCUUUUUUGAUGGUUUAGCCAAGUUUUCUCGCUUUAGCAAGUUUGAAGUAUGUGGGACAUCAAGAAACAGAGAUCUUCUAAACUCUAGCAAUGUGAUUUGCUGUUUGAGUUUCGACCGUGAUGAGGAGUACAUUGCUACUGCUGGAGUAUCAAAGAAAAUCAAGAUCUUUGAUUUUGAUUCGCUUGUAGACAAUUCUUUGGAUAUCCAUUAUCCUGUAGUUGAAAUGCCACACAAAUCUAAGCUGAGCUGCGUUUGCUGGAACAACUAUUUUAAGAACUAUCUGGCUUCAUCGGAUUAUGAUGGAGUCGUACAGAUGUGGGAUGCAACUACUGGGCAAGGAUUUUCUCAGUAUGUAGAGCACCAAAGGAGGGCUUGGUGUGUCGAAUUCUCUCAAGCUGACCCAAAGAAGUUUGCUAGUGGAAGUGAUGACUGUACAGUGAAACUAUGGAGCACUAAUGAUAAAAAAUCAACAGACACAAUCCAGAAUGCUGCCAAUGUAUGUUGUGUUCAGUUCUCUGCUUGCUCUUCUAAUCUCGUGGUUUUUGGAUCCGCUGAUUACAAAAUUUAUGGCUAUGAUCUUCGGAACACUAGAAUCCCUUGGUGCACUUUACCUGGUCAUGGAAAAGCUGUUAGCUAUGUAAAGUUUGUAGAUGCGGAAACCCUUGUUUCUGCAUCUACAGACAACACUCUGAAGCUUUGGGAUCUUAACCAAUCUACCUCAACCGGAUUGUCUCCCAAUGCCUGCAGCUUAACAUUUAGUGGUCACACUAAUGAGAAGAAUUUCGUGGGUUUAUCUGUUUCGGAUGGAUACAUAGCAUGUGGAUCAGAAACUAAUGAGGUUUAUAGUUACUACAGAAGUCUACCGAUGCCCAUCACUUCGCACAAAUUUGGAUCAAUUGAUCCUGUUUCUGGAAGGGAGGUUGGUGAUUACAGCGGGCAGUUUGUCUCCAGUGUCUGUUGGAGAAGAAAGUCUAACAUACUUGUUGCUGCCAACUCAAGUGGAACUUUGAAAUUAUUGCAGAUGGUGUGAUUGAAAGUAAUCGCCCUCGAUCAUCUAAAGAAUCUUUUCUGUCUCCAUAAUUCUUUUAUUUGUACGUCCUGCUAGGAUGGCACUGGAAGCAGAACCUGGUCAGGUUGAAGAUUACACUGAACAGAAAUUCAACAGAGCCAACCCUUCGCUCCCUGGAUGCGUAUAGGACUGUAAAAGAUAUCAAUUAACGGGCUGCUGGUGACAAGGGAACUUCAUGAAGAAAACAAUCUACCUGUUAAUAACUUGAUACUGACAUUUUUGUACUAUUCGUUAAUGUCAGAGUGGAAUGGAAUGCAGACAUUCAUGUAAUCACGGGUACAGCAGCGAUGUUUGAGCUGGUCUGCCUCCAAAACUGGGGGUUACUGAAGAUCAUUGUAUAUUAACUAAAGGGUUCCUCUGAUUUCCCAGAGCGUUACCUGGAGUAGUUAAUUAUGAAAGUGGACAGAAGUUAGCAAGGGUAGAUGAGCGGCGUUAUCAAAGAAUUUCUCAAGUUAUAUAGAACCUAAUCAACCUGUAAAAGAAAUUAUUAAAUGUACAGAUAUCAGUCUAAAUGCUUGGAACUCUAAAUUUUAAUAGAAACUGUGCCUCUUCUAAAUGCUUUGCAAAUAUAUAUACAAUCUCUUUUUUCGCCCCCA